Molecule: messenger RNA, 3920 nt
Organism: Chara braunii
Lineage: Eukaryota; Viridiplantae; Streptophyta; Charophyceae; Charales; Characeae
Source: the annotation of a GenBank genome assembly
GGCUACGAUUGAUGCAAACAUCCAGCAGUUGAAAGAAACUUUGGUUGCAGAAGAAAGAAAGAAAAAAGAACCGGCUAGAAGAAGAGAACAGGAACAGAGAAGAGAACGGAAAGUUAAGGAGAUCAGACAAGUGAUUGGGACAGAAACUGGAGAACAAGCAGACAUGUCUCAUAUGAUGUCUCAUAUUAUGACUUACGUUACCUUUCUGGAGGAGAAAAUCGACAGGCAGCAAACUCAGUUAGGACUAAGAACAAUCACAAACAUUGUGAAAGAAAAGCACCAUGUAGAAGGUAAGGAAGAAAAUAGACGAGAAGAAAAAGAAGAUAAGAAAGAAGUGAAGAAGUUGAUGGGAGAUGCCAUCAAGUCUGCUGGUCCCAGAAUUAAGACUUCGACCAAUGGGAAUGGACCAUCGAAUCCACCGUCUUCUCCAUCUAACUCCUCUCACUCGUCUCCUUCUUCCAAGUCUCCUUCUUCGACAACUCCGGACAAGACUAUUGCAGAACCGGAGAAGCCAAAGAAGAAAGAAAGAGUGAAGAUGAAGUUGCCUUUUACGUUUCGUAAUAAGAAAGACAAGAGUCUGUUGCUUUGGAUUGCCGAAAUCCAAACAUACGUAUUUACCGCUCUGGUUGAGCCAGAGUCCCAAGUGACGUUCAACACCUCUUGCAUGGGAGGUGAGGCCAAGCAAUGGGUGUUAGCCAAGGCUAACGCUGCCGGGUUUGACGACAUCGCUAAGUGGGCCAAGACAUUGACGCUGAAACAGUUAUUGGCCAAGAUCAAGGACCGUUUUCUCGAUAAGACGACGACCGAUAAGGUGUUUGACCAAUUAACGUUGAUUGGUCAAAAGCAUUGGACGUCGGUCGAGGCUUUGUCCCGCGAAGUCGACCGAUUGCUGCAGGUUUUAGGAUUGAACCUGCAAGACAGCCAAGUGUUGUACAUCUACUCCCGCGCGUUGCCUGAGCCCAUCCGGGGAUACCCGGUUGCCGAAGCAAAGUCAGGUGGACGUGGACGACCCCAGAAGCAGUCCAAGGUUCUACUACCAGGAGACGAGAAAAGGCUUAGGGCCGAAACAAGGGCCCACAAUCUAGAGACUGUGAGAGAGGCAGCGACGGCAACCGAACGAGCGUUGGCAGCAGCAGCAGCUAGCGCGGUAGCAAUGGCCACCUUUGCUGCAAACUCUACUGGUCAGAGUUUGGGUAUGCCACCCAACGCGACCAGUUCACAGUCCAUCUCCAGUACGUCAGGAGCUGGCACUAGUCAGAUGGCGAGUUCGCAGUUCAACUCGCCACCUUCACGCACCCGGGAGAAGAUGGAGCUCCAACAAGUAGAAAGGAUUUGUUUGAGGCUAGAGAAGGAACUCAGGCAGGCUACUAAAAGAGAGAAAGAGAUUAGAGACAGGAGUGUCGGACCAGAGGGUAGGGAGGCAGACAAGGCUGCACUAGAGGGGUUAGAUGACUCGACCCUUAACAAUAAUGAAAAGAUUCUUAAGGCGAGCAUCAUGUCCAUGCACGCAUACAUGGACAGUAAACUGGAUACCAUCCAGGACACCUUGGACCAGAUCCUGAAUGCCAUGCACAGGCCAGGAAUCAGGCCAGCAGUCUUGCCAUCGCUGCCAUUCUCAACGAUGACAGGCCCCUAUGCCGCUCAGUCUGGACCACCACCAAGUGGUACAUCAGCAACAGCCCUAUCUCAGACUGUUGCUUCUUCAUCUUUCGGUCCUGCGACUGGUGCUACACCACAGUCGUCACCUGUCUCGCCGGCGGGACAGCAAUUUCCUUGGUAUCCCAAGACCCCCCUGAAACCACCUCCAACCUUCUCAGGAGACAAGAAGGACAAGGCUCUCGGCACGUGGUUGAGAACGGUGCCAGCGUGGGUGAUGGCAAAGAGGACAUUGGUAGAAGAGGAAGUGAUUACUGCUGCAUCCUACUUAGAGGGUUCAGCAGCUCGCUCGCUAAAUGGAUUGACCCACACCUUAGAGAGCUUUAUGGAUUUAGUGGAAGCACGAUGGCACAACCCUCAACAGGCACAUAUUGCCACUAAUGGGUUAUUAAAGCUUGAUGCUAGGAAGUACAAGUCAGUGCGAGAGCUUACCACGACCGUAGAGCACCUGAUCGUUGUCGCAGGAGUCGAGUCCAAUCCACAGGUCUUAUUGACCAUGUUCUUGAGGUGUCUUCGCACAGACAUCAAGACCUUACUGGCCAGCGAGGCUCGGUUAGAGUGUCACACGUUUGAGACAUUCAGUAAGAAGGCCCUAGAUUUAGAGGCUACACUGGGUAGUGCUCAGACCCCUUCUACGGACGGGAGAAAGAAGAAGACUCCACAGGGAUGGAAGAAAAAGGGUAGUCGAUUGAUGAUGGUUGAUUCCGAAGGGAAUCAAACUGAAAUCGAUGAUGUUUCUGAACUUGUGGAGGGUGCAGAGUUAGAUGGCAAGGAGAGUGUUGAGGGUAGCAACCUCGCUGCAGUAGUUAAGACUAAGGCAGCGGGCCGCGGCAAGGGCGGGCAGCAAAGGAGUCAGGGGCAGGCCGCUAACCCAAACAAAAUAGCUGCUUGGGUUAGAGCAGGCUUGGAUCAAGAAGUGUGGCGGGACCGUUGGUCUAGGGUUGUGUUGCAUAAACUGCGACCUUCAAGUGGAUCAAGACAACCAUUUCUCUCCGAUGCACUCAAACGCUGGAUUGAAGUCAUAGAUCAGUAUGAUUUCAAACUAGACUAUGUGAAGGGAGAGUACAACAAGGUUGCAGAUGCGUUGUCUAGGAGGGCAGAUUACCUAGGUGCGCUGAUUUCUGAGUUUGGUUUGUCUGAGGACGUUAUUCAGUCUUUGGGGGAAGCCUACAAGGAAGAUCCCAUCACAAUGGACAUCAUCAACAAACUGCAGGCCAAGGACAAGGCCACCUCCGACGGGUUUGUGAUGGUGAAUGGGUUACUCUUUCUUGAAAAGGCAAGGUUCAAAAGGUUAGUUGUUCCAUCUAAGGAAAUUUUGCAUAGUUUGUUUUUAGGUGAGUGCCACGACGCAACAGGACAUUUUGGCUAUAAGAAGACUAGUGUCAAUUUAGUACAGCGAUUCUGGUGGCCUAACAUGCUAGACGAUGUGAAGAAGUACGUAGAGACCUGUCAGGUCUGUCAGCGGGAUAAUCCGCGGACUCAAGCUCCGCUUGGGCUACUAAAGCCUCUACCCAUCCCUGCUGGCCCCGAGCAGAGUAUCUCCAUGGACUUCAUGGAUACUCUCGUGACCAGCAAGAAUGGCAAGAGGCACAUCUUCGUCAGAGUUGAUAGGUUCACUAAGUAUGCUAGACUAAUUGCCAUGCCGAAGACCGCCAGGACUGAACAUGUCAUCAAGUUAUUCAUGGAUAACUGGCAGACUGUCGAACAUAUCAAGAAAUCGCAGGAAGCCACGAUUGCUUUUGAGAACAAGCGUCGCCAACAGUCCACAUUUCAGGUAGGGGAACGUGUCUGGGUCAAGGCUAGUGAGUUGGGACAGGAGUUUGGCAUCUCUAGGAAACUAAUGCCUCAGUAUUUCGCUCCCUGGGAAGUCUUAGACAUUGUGGGGAAUGAUUUGGAUGGUCCCUCGUACGUCAUUUGUAUCCCUGGUCACUUACGCACUUACCCUGUUUCUCACGCCUCCAAGCUUGCACCUUUCGCUGAGACAGUACAGUUCCCAUCACGGAGAUCUAUGCUGCCCCCAACCAUGGAUGGCCACGUGGACGUCGACAACAUCCUGGAUCAUAGAGACAUGCCUGUUCCCAAGCCACCUGGCAGGGGAACACCUCCCAAACCUGCGAGGGAGUACAAAGUACAUUUCAAGCAUCAUACUGAUCCGAAGGAAGAUCGAUUUCAAGGGAGGAGCUUGUCAAGACAGCUCCUCAGAUCAUGGAUGAUUAUGAGAAGAAACUAAAAGGGAAGGCACCAGCAUGAAGCAUCUCAGCGGA